AUGGAUGCAGUUUCCGGUCGAAAGGAACAAAUGCCAUCUGGAUCGGCGCCUGACCGCACCUUCUUCCAGCCAUGCGCGGAAGACGGCAAGAAAAUCCUUCCCGAGGCAUUUUGUCCCGUCUGCGAGGAGUUCCUGUGUUUUACAUGUGCCCGAGUACACCGGAACCAGAAAAUAACCAAAAGCCACGCCCUACAGGACAAGUCUAGUAUGCCUUCCUCAUUCCGCGAAGAGAGUGAAGAUGAAAAGUUUAAAGAAACAUGUCAGCGUCAUGGAAUAGAGUUCAUAAAAUAUUACUGUCUUAAUCAUGAAGAACUUCUGUGUGGAGACUGCUUGGCUGAAAAAGCUCAUCGCUCAUGUAAUAUUGAACGAAUUUCUCAAUUGGCGGAACGUUACAAAGAGGGUGAAGAAUACAACAACCUGAAAACAGGACUUGUCCAGACGGCAAAUGACAUUGGCAGACUGUCACCCGACAUACAGGCGAUCAUGAAAUCAGUUGACGAAGAAUGCCUUACCAAUAUUAAUGAGCUUCGCAAAUUCAGGACUGAAAUUAACCAGUACCUGGAUAAGUGGGAAAACGAACUCUUGGCAGAAAUUGACCAGAAGAAACGAACAUCCAAUACACUGCUUAAUGAACUGAAAUCAAAAUGCACAAACAUGAAAUCAUCCAUUGAGAAACUAAAGUCGGAGCUACAAGAACAGGACGACAACACCAAUCAGCUGUUCAUAGUAGGGAAGCGAGCUAUAAAAGAACUAGCAGGUCUCCAGGAAGCCCUUGAAGAUGUGAGCAGGAGGAGUGAAGUUCCCCGAUACAAGUUUCAAUGGGACCAAGCAACUGAACAGUUAAUAGCUUCUGAUAAUGCAAUUGGAACGUUGGAGGAGGGCAAAUCAUCUUCGGCCUUAGGGCAGCACCAACGACCACAGCAGACGAACCAGGAACAACCACAACAGGAGACGACACAACAACACCAAAAACAAAUAAAAGCCUUAUCACAAACAGCCCACUUCAAAGGCAGCGCAGACCUUAGCCUGACAAAGUUCAUCAGACAGCCUGACAUUUCAGUGAAAACAUUAGGUGAAACCCGUAAUUGCUACCUGACCAGUGUGGCCCAUCUGACCGGGGACAGGCUCCUACUGGUAGAUUGCGCUAAUUACUCAUUGAAGCUUGUAGACACCAUGAAUAACAAGCUCGUGUCUCAGGUGAAACUGCCAGUGUUGCCGUGGGACCUGUGUCUCCUGCCUGGGGACAGGGCAGCAGUCGCUCUGCCUGGGGUUGAGAAGAUACAGUUCGUAUCUACUCGGGGAAUUAUCACACUACAGGAAGUUGUUAAAGUAGAUGGAUACUGUCAUGGAAUAGAAUUCUGUGAAAACAACUUGAUAGUGUCCUUCUCCUCCCCAGGUAAGUUUGUGUUGAUGGACAUGAAGGGAAAUGUGAAGAAGAGCGUGGACAAAGACAGCAAUGGAAAACCUUUGUUUAUGCAUCCUGAGUAUCUGACAAUGACCAUAGAGAGUCAGACUCCGGUCAUAUAUAGCUCAGACUGGGGCAUCAACACCAUAACCAAGCUGAGCAUCUCACUUGAGGUUCUCAAGAACUUCAAGCACCCGAUACUGAGCUCACCAUCUGGUCUGGCAUCCGUGGGGGACAACCAGCUGCUCGUGUCUGGGAGGGACAGUAACAACAUCUUAGUGCUGGACACGCUCACCUGCGAGAUAACCCAACUGCUGGGGAAGGAAGAGGGAAUAGAGAGUCCAUUAAGUGUUGCUUACUGCCCACAGAAGAAGAUGAUGUUUGUCACCUGCAGUCGGUAUGGCAGACCUGAAUUGGAGAAUUUCGUGAAAGUAUUCAAAGUAACGUAA
Mya arenaria is the source of this 1854-nucleotide messenger RNA. RefSeq lists its product as uncharacterized. The record is from RefSeq and is a predicted model, not a curated record. The transcript has 2 exons. Lineage: Eukaryota; Metazoa; Mollusca; Bivalvia; Myida; Myidae. Gene Ontology annotation, molecular function: zinc ion binding. Bases 1 to 1854 code for a protein of 617 amino acids.